Molecule: messenger RNA, 273 nt
Organism: Closterium sp. Naga37s-1
Lineage: Eukaryota; Viridiplantae; Streptophyta; Zygnematophyceae; Desmidiales; Closteriaceae
Source: the annotation of a GenBank genome assembly
AUGGGCGGAUCUGACGCGGUUGUAAGGGUUCCGAGCAGCAACACCCCGGGGAGGUUCUUUUUGGACGGGUAUUCAAACGUCCGCGCUACAACGAGCUUCACUAUAGGGUCUCCUUCGAUAGAGACUACAAGCUCGCAAGGCACUGUUAUGAAGUUCUCGAGAUCGUCAGGUGACGGGGGGGACGUUGCUGUGAAGCCUCAUGGGCGGUCACAGAUGGUGUGGGCGUAUGGGGCGGACGCUUGGUCGACCACAGCCCAGCAUGAUGCGAGGUAA